Molecule: messenger RNA, 2090 nt
Organism: Arachis ipaensis
Lineage: Eukaryota; Viridiplantae; Streptophyta; Magnoliopsida; Fabales; Fabaceae
Source: RefSeq, a predicted model, not a curated record
UUCCUUCAAGGAUCCAUGCACAAAUUUGCCUGCAUUUAGAUACACUAUUAUGAGCCAAGAGAGAUUGGUUCGGAAAAGCUUAUUAUGAAUGAGAAGAAACAUCGAUAAAAAAUUAAAAACAAUCAAACACGAGAAGAUGGAUCGCAUGAUGAUGAUGAUUGAGGAGUGUUGGAUAAAGUGAAAGAAAGUCACAGAAUGCGUGCGUAUGAAGAAGAAGGGAGAUAGAUGCUCGUUUUCUCAUGCUUCGGUCGGAAGACGAACGCAAUAAUGUGUACUUCUCAGCCUCAAACUUUUUCUCUUCCCUCUCCGAUCCCGAAUUGGCCUCACGCAAUGCUAUGCAGGACAAAAAGAAUGCUGUUGUGUUCUAUAAGCCUGUCGAAAUACCUCAGGGUUUCCACAUCCUUGGCCAUUAUUGUCAACCUAGCAACAAGCCUUUAAGGGGUUUUGUGCUUGUUGCUAAGGAAGUUGAAACUAAUCAUUGCGAUGAUCACGACAAGCUACCUCCCCUGAGGAAUCCCCUGAAUUUUGAGUUAGUUUGGAGUUCGAAUGCAGGAAAUCGUGAAACUCUGAGUGGUUGUGGUUACUUUUGGAUACCUGAGCCUCCAGAAGGUUACAAGGCAGUUGGAUACUUGGUUACUGACAAUCCUAAUAAGCCUCAGUUGGAUGAAAUCUGCUGUGUUCGUUCUGACCUCACUGAUAAAUGCGAGCCUUACCGCCUAUUACUCGCUGUAAAUUCUAAAAUUCCAGAGCUUUCAUUUCAGGCUUGGAACUUGAGACCUUGUGAUCGCAGCGUUCAAGGGCAAGGAGUUCCAGUUGGGUCCUUUUUCUGUAGUAACGGAUGCUGGAACAUCGGUGAAGAGCUUCCAAUUGCAUGCUUGAGGAACCUAAAUCCUGUUCAACAAACAAUGCCAAACCUGGAACAGAUACAUGCACUUAUCCAGCAUUAUGGUCCUACCAUUUUCUUUCAUCCGGAAGAAGUUUACUUGCCGUCUUCUGUGGUCUGGUAUUUCAACAAUGGAGCUUGCUUGUACAGAAAGGGUGUAACUACAGGCGAGGCAAUUGAUGAAACCGGCUCAAAUCUACCUCGUGGAGGAACGAAUGACAAGGAGUUUUGGAUAGACUUGCCAAGUGAUGAUAGAAAGGACUUUCUCAAACGCGGGGACUUGCAAAGUGCAAGGCUUUAUGUUCAUGUGAAGCCGGCACUUGGUGGAACUUUCACAGACAUUGCAAUGUGGAUUUUCUGUCCAUUCAAUGGACCAGCCACUCUUAAAAUUGGAAUGAAAAACAUACCUUUAAGCAAGAUUGGAGAGCAUGUUGGUGAUUGGGAGCAUUUCACACUUAGAGUAUGCAAUUUCAAUGGAGAAUUAUAUAGUAUAUACUACUCACAGCAUAGUGGGGGAGAAUGGGUUGAUGCAUAUGAUUUAGAAUACAUUGAUGGAAACAAAGCUAUUGUUUACUCUUCAAAAAAUGGGCAUGCUAGUUACCCUCAUCCUGGAACCUUUAUCCAAGGUUCUUCAAAACUUGGAGUUGGGAUCAGAAACGAUGCGUGUCGAAGCAACUUUUAUGUGAAUUCAAGUGUUCACUAUGAGAUUGUUGCAGCUGAAUAUCUUGGAGAUGCUGUCAAGGAGCCUCUGUGGUUGCAGUAUAUGAGAGAGUGGGGGCCAAAAAUCGUUUAUGAUUCGAGAACUGAGAUUGAUAGGAUAAUCGAUGCGCUUCCGCGAAUGCUUCGGUUCUCAGUGAAGAACUUCUUUAACAAGCUUCCAGUGGAGCUGUAUGGUGAGGAAGGUCCUACAGGGCCAAAAGAGAAAAACAAUUGGACAGGAGAUGAAAGAUGGUGAUUUUUUUUUCUUCUUCUAUUUUUCUGUUUAUGUAACAUUUGAUUGGUUUGUUAACACUGCAAAUUCUAGGCUGGUAACAUUGUAGUUUAUGUAUACAUUCAAAUUAUACACACGUACACAGUGAGGGAAGAAGGGGGGCAAAAUUAUGUUGUAGUAGUUUUUUGGGUGGUGCUUCCCUUGUUGGGUGUUCUGACUUGGGACAGUCAUUGAUUUGUACAUUACGGAUAUAAAGCAAAAUUUAUAAAGAUUCAA